Messenger RNA from Acinonyx jubatus (cheetah), 3977 nucleotides. RefSeq names its product transmembrane protein 65 (gene TMEM65). The transcript has 9 exons. The record is from RefSeq and is a predicted model, not a curated record. The coding region runs from base 525 to 1391 and encodes 288 amino acids. Gene Ontology annotation, biological process: cardiac ventricle development; regulation of cardiac conduction. Gene Ontology annotation, cellular component: mitochondrion. Lineage: Eukaryota; Metazoa; Chordata; Mammalia; Carnivora; Felidae.
CUUCUACCGCCGCUAGGGGUAUCGGUGCUGCUGCGGCCUGAGAGCGCGGCGGCUUUGAGGGCGCGGGAGCCGUAACGAGCGCCGGCGAGGGCAGGCAAGAGGGUGGGAAAGCCGGCGGGAGCGGAGGGCGGCGCCGGAGGAGGGCGGCGCGUGGCUGACUCAUCCCUCUGGAAGAUCUAACUGACGGAGACAAACCCUCGUCAAACCCGCCCGCCCGCGCCACCCCUCCUCAGCCGGGAGGCGCCCGCCCGCACCGCCCACCGCCCUCUCCCCGCCCGGCAGCCUGGGAGAAAGUUUUUCUUGUCGGAGGGACCCGAGCCGCCGCGGGCCUUUCGGAAGAGAAGGGGGACAGGAAAGGAGGCGACCGCCGCGCGGGCCCGGGGAGUGCAUGGUGCCCGGCGCCUCGGCUGCCAGUCAGGAGGACAUCGGGGCGGGGUCGGGCUGAGCCGAGCUCCUUCUUCCCCCAGCCUCGCCAGAAAUCGCUCUCCCGGACUGCCGCGGGGGUCCCCGCUCCUCAGCCCGCCAUGUCCCGGCUGCUGCCGCUGCUGAGGAGCCGGACCGCGAGCAGCUUGAGGCCGGGCCCGGCCGCCGCGCCCCGCCCGCCGUCCUGGUGCUGCUGCGGGCGGGGGCUGCUGGCGCUCUCGGCCCCCGGCAGCUCCCGGGGGCUGGGCACCCACCCCAAGAAGGAGCCCAUGGAAGCGCUGAACACGGCGCAGGGCGCGCGCGACUUCAUCUACAGCCUGCACUCCACCGAGAGGAGCUGCCUGCUCAAGGAGCUGCACCGCUUCGAGUCCAUUGCCAUCGCCCAAGCACGCAGAUAUCCCAAACCUGAGAUUGCCAUUGUGAAGCGAGCGAAGAAGGUAUCAUCAGCAGAGACCCCUGAUAGUUUUGGUAUUUCAAGAUGUUCCAGUCAACUGACAAGGACUUCUCCUCACAGUGUCAGAACUGUAGUGAUGAUGAGAGUAAUGCAUCUAGCAAAUAGUUCUGAAAAAUUGGAAGCACCACCACCCACACCAGGACAGCUGAGAUAUGUAUUCAUCCACAAUGCGAUACCUUUCAUAGGGUUUGGCUUUUUGGAUAAUGCAAUUAUGAUUGUUGCAGGCACCCAUAUUGAGAUGUCUAUUGGAAUUAUUUUGGGAAUUUCAACUAUGGCAGCUGCUGCUUUGGGAAAUCUUGUGUCAGAUUUAGCUGGACUCGGACUUGCAGGCUACGUUGAAGCUUUGGCUUCCAGAUUAGGCUUGUCAAUUCCUGAUCUUACACCAAAACAAGUGGACAUGUGGCAAACACGUGGCAAAGCUGUUGGGGUGACUAUUGGCUGCAUUCUAGGAAUGUUUCCUUUGCUUUUCUUUGGAGGAGGUGAAGAAGAUGAAAAACUGGAAAAGAAAAAUUAACUCUCUUAGAAUAUCUAUGAAAAGAUGUAAACUAAUGUACCUCAAUUACUAAAUAUGCUGUCACAACAUUUAGGAAUUAAGACAAUAACAGUGUAUAGAUAUGGGAUCAAAUAAUUCAGCAUGUAUUAUGGAAAACACUAACUUAUUGUGGCUUGGUUUUCUUAGGACAUCUUUUUAAAAAAAAUGUUUAGUAUCAUUUUGUGUAAAUUGUUGAAAUGCUUUUUCAUCAGUAGCAGUCAACAUUUUACCUUUUUCUUUACAUAUCAAAAUAUCAUUUAAGUAUCAGUCGUUGGUGUACUGUACUCAGUUGGGGUUUGCCUAUCUGUUAUUUCAUGUGUGUGCAUGCAUGAAAGGGUCUUCUGUUCUCUAGUUACAAUUCAGCCUUGAGACUUUUUCCAAAUUAUGGACGAUAUUUAAUAUAAGUUAAAGGUUUUUCUUUUUACUCUAUUUGGCACCAUCAAUUUUGUACUGUUUUACAGUCAACACUUAGAAUCAUAUCAUUUCAGUCACCUUUUUAACUCAUCCUACUCAAGAUAGACCACACUUCAAGCAUUUUAAGCAUCUGUUACUCAUUUCAGUUUUCUGACCUCACUGUCUCAAGAGGUUAAUCAGAAUGAGUAAUUAUGUGGUGUCCCUACUACAUAAAACCACAAAUGUUAAUAAGUGUAUUUUCAGUUGAUUUUUUAACCUUUAAUUUCUCAAUUUUGAAUUAUUACCUGGUGGUUUCUAACUCCUUAGGGGAAGAAAAUGAUUAUUUUAAGGUCUUUUAUAAAUGAGGAGUAUGGAAUUAGGGUAAAACAAGGGGUUUGACAUGACACUCGGAAAUUAAGAGGCUAGAACAUCUUUUUAGAGAAGAAGAAAAUGGGAACUGUCGAGAAGGCUUACGGUAUAAGCGGUAAAGUUGUGCUGUUUAGAGGGUUAAUGAGAUACAAAUUAUAUUGUUUGGGAUGGAUUUCUUUUCCCCCAAAGUGUCUCCUCAUCUGAUUUGAAUGAAUCUGACUACCCCAUACUCAUAAUCCUGAUGUCUUGUCUCAUUUAGUGAAUUCUAUUUUGGGAUAACUCACUUUGAGCUAAAAACUACAUAUUUUAUAUUUUGCCUUUUUUUGCUAUGACUAGUCUAGUAGUCAAAAGUUACGCGAGGAGAAAUCUUUGUUUUUUGUCUUUUUUCUUCUUUUGUGAUGUUCAAAUAAUAUUCUAGGUUGAAAUUACUUAUGUUCAGCCUUCUAUAUCUGACAUACAUAGUAUAACUAUAUAUGAAUCAUAAAUUUUAAUUUUAUGAACCUUUAAGUUUGUUAGCAUAUGGUCUGUAACACCAUAUGCUAAAAAAUUACUCUUACUUGUUAAGAGUAAACACAUCAUGGAGGAGAGAAACUGAAGUUAAAAUUACUGUUUGGGCCACUGAAAUUAUUUAUAUUGCUAAAUAGAUACAAACGAAGGGAAACUUCUAAGAUGGCUGUAUUUUACAGGUACCUUAUUUUGAAGUUUUAUUUGCACAUGAUUACUUUGACCUCUUAUUUUCAGAGGGGCUGCUUUUUCCCACAAAGCAGUUUGUCAUAAAUUAUGCUCUGUGAAUUUCAAAAUAAUUUAAAGGUUUCCUUCAAUCAUAGGUUUUGAGGGAAAAGAAGAAAAUAAAUCAUAUAAUGUAAAAAUAUAUAACAUUCUUAUUAUGUACAAAUAAUACAACAGUCUCAUUUGAUCAAAUUAGAAUUACAGAAGUUGACUCCUUAAACAGAAUUGUGGUUUUACUUUCCACCUAGUACUACACACACACCAAAAAGAAUUUCUUUAUUACUUCAGCUGAUAGGAUUCAAGUGCUUAUUUAAACAGUUUUUUUUGGGGGGGGGGUGGGGGGGGGGAAACGUUUAAGUGCUUUUGUUCCUAACUUGUAUAUUGCCAGUCCUUUCUGUUUUCUAAAAAGUAUUUUAUUGUGGUGCUUAAAUUUUCUUCUUAUUAAUUAAAUCCCAUAUCCAGAAACCUUGCCUGUGAGUAUAGAAAGGGCUUUUAAUUAUUGGUUUCCACUCUUUGCUCUUGGAAGUAGUCCUACAGAAGCUUUCAGCUUAGCUGAAUGUCUGCAGAAUUAUUUAAGGUGUCAAAACGUAGUAUAUAUAGCCUUCAUGUUGAAAGAUCUUUUAAUUUAUGGACAUAAUAAACAUUCGAAUCAUUCAGAUAAUUAGUUUUCAAAAAAUGGAGCCCUUUGUCCUUAACUUAAGUUCACAUCUUUUCAAGAUCUUAUUCUACCUGAGUAUUGGUGCUUUGCACAACGUGACUUCUGAAAAAUGGUUCCCUUUAAGAUAAUGACGUCAUAAAAUCAUUGUUUCAUGGUACUUGUCACAAAUAACCUUAUUUGAGAUUGAAACUGGAAUCUUAUUUCUCAUAUUAGCUAUUUCUUUGUUGGAAGCACCAUACCUAUACUUAAAUGGAACAUGAGCUACUUUAGUACUGUUUGUUUGAAAAUCAUGUUGUCUGUGUAUUACGAUUUAUUGACCUGUUGAUGCAUGUAAAUUGGGUGCAUUUUGUUGCCACUGUAUGUUAAAUGGUGACCAAUGUUUUUACAAAGGAAUUGAACAAAAAAUAUCUUUUAAGAAA